GUGCAAUCGCGUACUCUGUGACCGAAGCUUCCCCAGAAGGCUGCAUCGUCUCAGGAUCGCCAUUUUAUGUGUUUGGCUCUGAGACUGGGACGGUGGGUGCGUGCGGUGCAAACUACAGAGCGUAUUAUCCGUGUAUUAUCCGCAAGAUGUUACCCAAAUACUUUUCGCCCGACAUGUACAAGUAACGACAGGUGUCGGAGUGUGUGAUCGGGCAGCGGAAGGCUCGGGCCGAAAUGGUCCCGGAAUAGUGAGCUGUGCGUGAGUGUGUUUUCAUCGAGUAAGUGCGUCGCACACUGGCUUUUCAUCGCUGUCAUCAGUUUGUUGAAUAUCUGUGCCAUUCGGAAAGUCACCUUUGGGUCAAAUUACGGACGGCCUCUGGAUUUCUUGCGACCACCCUUCGCCACCAUCUACGAUGAGUUCGCGCAACAUACCCUCAGACAAGAUAAAUCUACGCCUCAUUCUUGUCAGUGGUAAGACAAAAGAGUUCCUAUUCAGUCCGAGCGACUCUGCGGGGGACAUAGCGCACCAUGUGUUUGAAAACUGGCCGGAAGAUUGGGCGGAAGAGGCAGUCGCUAAAGCGGAGAUCCUGCGGUUAAUCUACCAGGGACGUUUUCUGCACAGCAAUGUUACGCUCGGUGCUCUUGGGCUUCCUUUCGGGAAAACCACGGUGAUGCAUCUGGUCCCACGAGAGAACCUUCCCGAGCCUAAUUCUCAAGAUCAGAGGCAAAAAAGUAAAGGUGGCGGGAGUAGUUGCUGCUCAGCUUCCUGUUGCAUACUUUAAAGAAAACGUUGGCUGCCCUGGAUAUAUUUUGAGGUCGUUCCGUGUGAGAGCCAGCUCCCACGUUCUUCUAGCUGAGCCAUGGUUUCUAAGGUUUUGAUGCUGAUGUAUCACUGUUAGUGGAUGAGCCUCGUGAGCAGUGUAGCAAAACGAAGUUGUCGCAACCCUGUUGCUAAUUCAUCUAAAUUACAAACGAAAGAAAAAGAGAGAAAAAAGAAAGAAUUUACAUUGGUUUGCCCGCACGCUAGAACGAUGAAAGAGAAAACAUCGUUCAUCGUCCCAGGUGAACAAAUUCUUUCGUCGUUGUUAACAUUGAAAAAAAAAAAACAUAAAAUGAAAAAAAGAAGGAAACAAAAAUUAUAGUGAAAAUGUCUUGAAAGGCAAGAUCUAUAUGUUGAUAACGUCGCACUAAUUGGAGGAAAUUUAAACGUGACCAAUGCCAAAUAAUAUGACCUAUAUGAAAGCUACAUCCUAUUUUGUUCGCUAGUAACCAUGUACUCUUGACCGGUGUGUUUACACAGAAAAUCUAUUUAUAAUCCAUCUCGCGACAGAAGAUCGGCAAACACGUUUUUAGGGAUAUCGAUGACCCAGUUCGACUAUGGACAUUGGAACGCGUGACGUUGAGAAGCCGUUCAACCCUUCAUGAUCGAGAAAAUCAAGAGGAAGUUACGCUACUUGUGGGGCAUCGACGAUUGAUUCGGCUCUCGAAGCCUAUUAAUUACACGUGUAAAAUGGAGCAAAAAGUUGAUUCCAUUAAAAUACAUUUUUCGUUGAGAAGGAGAUUAGGACAUGGUAGAGCCUUUCGAAAAGAAUGGAGGACGAUGGUACGCGUUCUUGAACGGCGCUACACGAUGCUUAGAAACUCAACCACUAUCCGAUUAUACUGCAGCGUUAAAUAGUAAUUAUUAUUGUAGACGGGAUCCGUGUGUGUAUGUGUGUAUGUGUGUUGCGUACGAAUGAAUGUGUUACAUUUGAAAUAUCGACGAAAAGUGAGAGUGACUGGAAAAGAACGAAAGAGAGCGAGAGAGAGAGAGAGAAAGAAAUUUAUGUUGUGAUAUGCAGGUAGUGAAUAUAAUUAUAUAUUAUACAUACUAUUAUUAAAAUUAUAUAUUAUAUAUAUAUAUAUGAAAUUAUAUAUAUAAAUAUAUAAUGGUAUGAGACAUGUUGACAAGCAGUUAAACUCUCAUACACAGGAUAGACUUUAUUAUCAUGAAUUUAAAGUAAUAUUAUGACGCCACUUCGAGAGUUUAGUAUUCUGGAAUAAGAUUACAGAGGAAAAUGAACAUUGGAUCUCUAAUGGUAGUUAUGAUUAAAUAAACACUCAAAUAUAUUUCCUGUUAGCUCCUUCAUCUCCAUUCCUGUUCCCUCAAUUGUUUCCUUCGUCCUCGUAAAACCCCUGCUCCUCCCUUUAUCCUCAUCCCUCAGCCCGUUUCGAUUCAUCUCAACCCUCUCCCUCGCCACUUUAUUCUGUUUCCACCCGUCCAUUUCCUCUUUUUUCCUCUCUUUUUUUUUUUUUUUUUUUUUAAUAUCGAUCGGGCCUAGAAACGUCAUUCAUAGACCCAAACGAUCAAUUCAUGUUAUAGGUGAGAGUAUACCCAAUAUCGCGAGUAUUGAUUAUAGUUAGGUCCAACCAAACCAUUUUACGAUAAGUUGUAGCCUACUCUGUACUCAACUAUACUACUGUAUAAUGUACUAUGACUCUUACCAAUGCAUAAUACGUGUAUAUAUAAUGUUCUUAUGUAGUGAAAUUCAUCGUGAGGCGAAAUGAUGCCGGAUGUUUAUUUAAUUUAUUAUCGUAUGGAACGUCGACGGACAAUGCGUUUCUUUACACAUUCGAGAUCGUCGGUAUCUGCUUGACUCAUAAACCUGUGUACCAUAGAAAUUCAACUUGGCGCAUGUGUUUCUUAAUUCAUUAUAGUCAUCUUUUCUGAAAAAUAUAAUAAUUCUAAGGAUGAAAAAUUACGAACGAAAUUGUUGUUAAUUCGAAAUGUCCUUUACGAUUUGCUUAUCGUAUCUUAUGAAAUUUAAAGAAAGAUUUUUAUCGCGUUGUUGACUGGUGACAUUGAAAAAUUAAAAAUCGGAGAUAUAGCAAUCUCGGAAGGAGAUUAAAAAAAAAAGAAAAAAUGAUAUAAAAAUAUCGUUAUCGCACACAGUUCCUUUCUUAUUUGGCUUAUUCUUACAUAUUCCUCAAGUAUGUAGCUACAUAGUUCUUAAUCGAUCGAAACACGCGCAUUUUUCCUUGUAUAAGAAAAUAAUACGCCCAUUUAAAUAAUUGGUACGUUGAGUGCAUGCAGAUACGAUUAUAGGUUUAUGGGGAUGGCUAGCACUAUGAUUUAGCAUUUUAAUGUCUGAUUUCGCGAUCGACUUAUCAUCAAUCACGGUGUCGCCGUUUUCGUUUUUGUUCAUAUUUCCUUUCCGAUUCCUUUUCUCGUCUUUUCUUUUCCUUUUUCGGUUUAAGUACUGUUAAGACAUAGAUUAUUCGUAUGAAUGAUGUUUAUGAAAUUAACAAAUUAUUUAGCGAGUAAGUUUGAAAAGUUGCGAAUAAACACAUCACACGUACACGUACACACUCAUGAAUAUGGACUAUACAGAAGUAAAACACGAUGCCGAUGGUACACGAUCUUUUCAACUUUAAUCAACGAGAUCGAUCACACAACACGAAUAAUAAUUGUACUGCUGAAAUUCUCGCAAAGGCGAAACCGAUUUCCAUUUAUUUCGACAUCACGAGGUAAAACAACACGUGUAUAGAACACAGGAAAACUAAAAAGCAAAGAAAGAAAGAAAGAAGUUGCUCUGUAAUAAGCUUGUUGUAUAGUUCCUUUGACGUUACAAUAUUACUUUAAAGUCUCGCUGAAGAAGAAACGAAGCGUGUUUGUUCGAAACACAAGAUGAACAAAAAGAUAACAAAGAAACAAACAGAAUGGAGCUCUGUCGUCGAAGUUAAUAAGAGUAGGACAACUUUCCUUCUGCUAGGUGAAUCGUUCGAAAUUUUACCUCGUCUAUCGUAAGAGCUAUUUUGAGUGUUGUGACACGAUAUGAAAAUCGAGCGCGCGAUAUAUUCUUUGUAUAAAAAAAAAAAAGAGAGAAGUGUUCCGACUAGAAAGAACAUUCGACGACGAACGAAAACCCAGCUUUUACCAUCUCCCCCCCUAAAAACAAAGAACAAAAACGUGUUUACAAGAUAGUUAAUCACCAUCGUCGCGAAAACCACCAAAAAUCACUCCGGCUCUUUCUCUCUGUGUCUAAAUAUCCGUUGUUCUUGUUUUACGUUCGUCGUACUUUACGAAAAUGAUCUCACACCGAACGCAAGGCGAAUGAAAGAGAGAAGAAGAAAGAAAGAGAGAGAAAGAGAGAAAAGGAAAUACACGUAUCGUACCCACCACGAGAGCCGUAUCGAGUCGAGAAAAAAAAAAAGGAAAAUGGAAAUGAAAUUGUGAGCGCCAUGGAACUUCCGAGAGAUCGCGAGGAGGGGAAUUAAUUGAAAAAACAAAAACGAAAAAAAACAAAGAAACUGUAAUAGUGUAUUAUAUAUAAAACUAUACGCCUGACUCUAUUUGCUGUUUAAACGAGAAAGAUGAUAAAUGAAAAUAAAAUGGUAUUCUUAAAUACAAAAAAAAAGUAAUAAUUAUAAUAUUAAUAAUAAUAUUAAUAAUAAUAUUAAUAAUAAUAAUAAUAAUAAUGAAUAAUUAAUAAUAAUAAUAAACAGUCUACGAGGAAUAUAACUUACACACACUUACAUCAUAUCAAAAUUUCUAGCAGUUAAGAAUCAAAUCAUAGAUUUAUUUCUACACACAAACGCGUCUUUUCCGAUCGAAAUGCGAGCGCAUAAUACCAUUGUACAACCAGCGUACAAAAAAAGAAAAAAAGGAAAGAAAACACAUUUUUGAUUCUUCAUUAACGAGCAUCACGUGCAUCAUAACCGAGCAAAACUAUUAACCAGUUGACACCAACGCGAAUGUUCAUUAUUUACGACGCGAAUCGUAUGAAACUCGGGGAUCGUUCGCGAUCCUCGAUACGUCGUUCUCUCGAGUAAAAUGAGCUGAUUACAGGUUUCCAUCGCGUAUAACGUGAAAAACGAGGCUAGAGACCGGGCUCGAAAAUUGUUGUUACAGUCGUAUAGAAUCGAGCAAUGCGUGAACACAGCGAGACCGAACGUGAUUUUACUCGAGAUGUUCGAUAAUCUCUGAUGAGUUGGUUUCUUUCGUUGUGUUCAAGCAUACGCGCGAGCGUGCCGCGAAGAAGAUUAAGAAGAAGCGAAAGAAGAAAGCUAGUUUGACGGAGAAGAAUUUAAUAAGCCGUUGCGAAACCGCCAGGAAGAUCUUUCAUUUGCGAAUGGAAAACCGUAGUCAAUUUAGUUUACCACGAAUUUCGAUCAGACGUUGCAUGCAUUGGGAUUUCUCGUCUCUCAGAUAGAGCAUUGUUAUCGCUAGUCAGACAAAUUUUAUCGAUCGCGGGAGCAUAUUGGCGGAUCAACGAAACGAUGAUAAUAUAUUAAACGCCGUAAUAUUCCAGAUAUUGUAAAGAACGUUAUAAUUUUAUCGCUGUUCCGGAUAACUUAAAAUAGAUCGUUGUAAAAUGCAUCGAUUAAACGACAAAAUCAAAAUAACAUAACGAUCGUCAUAUGCGCGGCAAACAAACGGGAGUUUUACCUGAGACGAAGUAAAAAAAAAAAGGGGGCGGAACAAUAAUCGUAACGAAUAUUAAGCUUCGUUCGUAAGCAAACAUUCCAAAAAAUUAAGAAAAAAGAAAUCGAGUCCCACCUUCGUGUUUAAAAAACGAGAACCCCCUGCCCCCCUUCUUAUACCCCCUGUUUUAAUGAAUUGUCCCACUUAAGCCGUGUUAAAGAAGAGAAAUCGUAUUAGAGAUUCCGUGUUAUUCGAUGUUGAAAAAUAAUCGUAGCACUUUACGAUGUGAUCGUAAUCGAUGGAACGGUUGUAAUUAAUGGCUGAAAAUAAUAAUUUAAACGCAGGUGAAACACACGUGCGUGAAUUCUUCCUCGCACGCCGUGUACACACGAUCUUUAUCGACGUCGAGAUUCACGAUUUAACGACAAAGAUAAAAAAAAGUGAAAAAAAAAAGAAGAAGAAGAAGAGAAUAACGAAAUGUACAAAGCAAACUAUAUAAUUUUAUACGGAAAUCGGGAUGUAAUGAUUUUACUUGAGAUCCGUGAAACAUUAAAAAAAGAAUAAUAAAUUUCGUGCGCGACACUGAAAUUCUACUUUAGAACCAAACGAUGUAUUGUUGUAUAAAAUUAUUCUCUGACGACCUCUAAACUCUCUUCAAGUGACAAAUAAUCCUAAUUCUUCGUUGCUUUCACGUUUCACAGUUUGAAAACAGUAUUUUUCUAGGCAAAUCGUUUGUAUUCACGCGACACACACAACACACACACACACACACACACACACACAUACACACAAACAUGAUCCAUUACGAAUGCGCGAAUUCGUGAAAAUCGAUUUCGAAGGAAAAAGAAAGGAAUGCAUCCACGCGAUUUCAUUAAAUAUAUAUUUUUUGUUUCGUUCCGUAUAUUCGCUGAGAUUGAUCAUCGAUUCUUUCGUUUCGUUUGUUUUUCUGAAAAACGUCUCGUUUCUUUCUUUUCUUUUUUUCUUUUUUUUUUUUCUUCUUUUUUUCUCUGUGUAUCUAGAAACUGCGUGAAAUUUCAAAAACGAUUGAAAGUUAAGAAAAAAUUUACUUCACACGUGAGAAUGUUUAAUUUGCUCUCGGAGGGAAAACAGUUUCGAGCUAAAAAUGUCUUUUAAUCCUUUGACAAGAAGGAGAUGUAUAAAAGGUUUUCAACUGGCCGUCCUACAUAGAAUAUGGCGAAUGUUAAAUAUAUUAUUUGAAAGCUAUCCUACGAAUUGCCAUAACUUAUUGAUGCGUGUAAAUUGUAAACAAAGGAUCCAACAUUAACUAACGUUAAAGGUGUAAACAAAAUGUAACACGCAAUAAUUUUUGUAGACCUUACGUUAAUAAAACCGAUGUUAAUGAA
Molecule: messenger RNA, 6767 nt
Organism: Bombus pascuorum
Lineage: Eukaryota; Metazoa; Arthropoda; Insecta; Hymenoptera; Apidae
Gene: UBL3
Product: ubiquitin-like protein 3
Exons: 4
Coding region: 413-781 (122 amino acids)
Molecular function (GO): protein binding
Source: RefSeq, a predicted model, not a curated record